Molecule: messenger RNA, 758 nt
Organism: Salvelinus sp. IW2-2015
Lineage: Eukaryota; Metazoa; Chordata; Actinopteri; Salmoniformes; Salmonidae
Product: acylphosphatase-2-like
Exons: 4
Coding region: 22-330 (102 amino acids)
Molecular function (GO): acylphosphatase activity
Source: RefSeq, a predicted model, not a curated record
UGGACAGCUAUUGAAUUCACCAUGUCCAAUGACGCAGCUGGUGCAAAAUUGUGUUCUGUAGAUUUUGAGAUAUUUGGCCAUGUCCAAGGGGUCUGUUUCAGAAUGUACACAGAAAAGGAGGGUCUGAGACUGGGUCUGUGUGGCUGGGUGAAGAACACCAACAAGGGCACUGUGGUCGGCCAGGUUCAGGGGCCUGCAGACAUGAUCUGUGAGAUGAAGGUGUGGCUGAGUAAGGAGGGGAGUCCCAGCUGUCGCAUCACCCGAGCCUCGUUCUCCAAUGAGAGAUCCAUUGACAAGGUGGAGCUCUUUGGCUUCAAGACACGCUUCUGAGGAACUCCCUUCAUCCAACGCCACUCUAACCACACCUUCUCCCGCGCUUUUACCACAUCAAUGUCACCUACUGUCUCUGUGGGUACCACCUUAUGUUUCUAAAUGCAUUGUUUCGUUCCCAACCUUUCUGAAAAAUACAUAAAUAAAUGUCAAGAUUUUUUGAGAUGCCUAAAUCUAUUAUGCAGACAGUUUGAAAUUGUGUGACAUUUUUUUAAGUAGAAGCUAAUCCAAAUAGUUGCUCAUCCAAAAGUUGUUGUCUUUUUCUCAUAAAUGCAUUCCCCGUCUGAACAUUUUGAAUGUUACAUUCAGGCUGGCAGAGCAGCAUAUAUUGUCAGGCAGCUUUGUGCUUUGCAGAUUCUCAAUGCUUUUCUUCUGAACAUGUAAUGCAAUAAAUAAAACCAUUCAAGCUCGAUGUUAUUAGAAUUCAA